Molecule: messenger RNA, 2498 nt
Organism: Salvelinus fontinalis (brook trout)
Lineage: Eukaryota; Metazoa; Chordata; Actinopteri; Salmoniformes; Salmonidae
Product: T-cell surface antigen CD2-like
Exons: 6
Coding region: 152-946 (264 amino acids)
Source: RefSeq, a predicted model, not a curated record
GGGUGAAUUCUUCUGAGUGGCAGGAACAGCUAUCUCUCAUACUUUCCUUGCAUUGAUUUUGUUUGUGCCGUAAAACAAAUAAAAAAUAGAGGACUUUGUUGAAGUACCGAAGGUUCAUUUGAUAAACUGAGACCCUGCAUUGAAAAGAGACAUGGAGGCUGUUUUAGGACUGUUGGUGAUCUCCGCCAGAUUGUAUCAUGGCUUGGAGACUUCCUGUGAUGCUAGAGAAGAUGGAUCUCAGUGUUAUGGAGCUCUGGGAGGAACUGUCUAUCUCCAGCUGGUGACUGAUGCCACGAGAUAUGAACUCUCAUUUUGGAAAGGCUCAACUGGUGCUAAAACAGAGAUACUCAAAAUGAAGAAGGACAAACUGGUAAUAAGAAACCCCCUCAUUAUAGACAGAGUACACUUCUUUAUAAACAAUGGGACAUUGAGGAUAAAUAACAUAAGAAGGAAUGAUUCUGGUGAAUACCUGCUAGAAACAUUUAGUUCAAACGGGCGAAUGUGGACCAGAGAAAUACAACUGUUCAUCAAAGCUCCAGUGUCCAGUCCUCAGCUGUCCUCUGAGUGUCUGUCCCAUGGAGAGGUGAGGGUGUCCUGCUACUCUGAGGGGGAUGGUCCCCAGUACAGCUGGACUCUGGAUGGACAGACACUGAGAGACACUGAGACCUUUCCUGGUGAUGAGACAAACACCAUCACUCUGAAGAAAGGCCUGUCAGGAGAUCUCACCUGUACCAUCAGAAACAACAUCAGCAGUGAUACUGUCAGCAGGAGAAUCUCACACUGUCCAGAACAUUCAGUGGAAAUCUCCUCGUGGGCUGGAACAGGGUUCAAUGUGUUUGUUUAUUUCCAACUUGCUGAAGUCUUCAUUCUGCUGACAAUCUGUGUGGGAUCAUACUGUUUCUACAAGAAGAAAACUUAUCCUCAAGAACAAGAUGAUGUUGAGUAAGCAGAGUGUUUGCAGUCUCUCAGGUGGAUCACGGUGGGACUCUAAGAUGGGUGUUGAUGUCAUGAAAGUUGCCAUGGGGACCAUGACUGAUGACUAAUGAUGAUGUUAUACUGCUUAUUGCUGUUUUAAUCUUAAUCAAGCUCAAACUCAAAGCACAGUAAUGUAUUUAGAUCUUUUGACAUAUAUUUUCAUAGUUUCAUAAUGUUCCUUCAGAACUGCCAUUAAAAAGUAAUAAUGAAAGAUCUAUGUGAUGGUGUUUAUUUAAUGGAUUUUAACUCUUGAAUUGUAGUGUUUUCGUGCUUUUUCAUUUGUACAUACAUUUACAUAAAGUAAUGAAAAUGCUAUUGUGUUUUUGAAAAUACAUUUUCUUUCGUCUUCGAAUGUGACCUUAGACCUUCAUAAACACAAACACAUUUUUAUUUUGCGAUAGCAAAUAUGUAGAGUUCAAAAGGUACUUGCACUCUUAACCAUGAAAAGGAAUAACCCACGAAUGACGACAUGAAUAGCAUACAGUUGGCGGGUUUUACGCUUUUUCGACAGGAUAGAACAGCGACCUCUGGUGAGACAAUAGGUGGUAGUCUAUGUAAAUUUGUAAACAACAGCUGGUGCACGAAAUCUAAGGAAGUCUUGAGGUCUUGCUCGCCUGAGGUAGAGUAUCUCAUCAUAAGCUGUAGACCACAAUAUUUACCAAGAGAGUUUUCAUCUGUAUAUUUCGUAGCUGUCAAAAUACCACCACAAACCGAUGCUGGCACUAAAACCACACUCAAUGAGCUGUAUACGGCCAUAAGCAAACAGGAAAACUCUCACCCAGAGGCGGCUUUCCUAGUGGCUGGGGGCUUUAAUGCAGGGAAACUCAAACUCGUUUUACCUCACUAUCAGUAUGUUAAAUGUGCAACCAGAGGGGAAAAAACUCUCGACCACCUUUACUCCACACACAGAGACGCGUACAAAGCUCUCCCUCGCCCUCCAUUUGGCAAAUCUGACCUUAAUUCUAUCCUCCUGAUUCCUGCUUACAAGCAAAAACUAAAGUAGGAAGCAUCAGUGACUCGGUCAAUAAAAAAGUGGUCAGAUGAAGCAGAUUCUAAGGUAGAGGACUUAUUUGCUAGCACAGACUGGAAUAUGUUCCGGAAUUCUUCCGAUGACAUUGCAUAGUACACCACAUCAGUCACUGGUUUCAUCAAUAAAUGCAUCGAUGACCUUGUCCCACAUUGACCGUACGUACAUACCCCAACCAAAAGCCAUGGAACACAGGCAACAUCCGCACCAAUCUAAAGGGUAGAGCUGCCGCUUUCAAGGAGCGGGACUCCAACCCGGAAGCUUAUAAAAAAUCCCGCUCAGCCCUCCGACGAACCAUCAAACAGGCAAAGUGUCAAUACAGGACUAAGAUUGGAUCGUACUGCACUGGCUCUGAUGCUCGCCGGAUGUAGCAGGGCUUGCAAACUAAUACAGACUACAAAGCUGUGAGCUGCCCAGUGACAGGAGCCUACCAGACGGGCUAAAAUACUUAUAUGCUUGCUUCGAGGAAGGUAACAUUGAAGAACGCAUGAGUAUC